Molecule: messenger RNA, 405 nt
Organism: Cercopithifilaria johnstoni
Lineage: Eukaryota; Metazoa; Nematoda; Chromadorea; Rhabditida; Onchocercidae
Source: the annotation of a GenBank genome assembly
AUGUCGAAAGGUAAUAAAUUAGAAUUGGAGGAAACACAAGUAGAUGAAGUAACGGAAUUUGUAUCUGAUGAAGCACCGGAUCGUGUAAAUAUUCGACGUGAUCCACUUUUUGAUGAUGUAAAGAUUAAGGCAUUUCAUCGUAGACAUCAUCAGCUAUUAAAGCCACCACAUCGACGGCAACCGCAGCAACAACAACAACAACAACAACAACAUGGCGGUAAAAAGCUUUCGCCAAUCAAUAAAGCACCAGAAAAAGGAAAGGAAAAGAAUGAAAGCGCAGGUAACGUAUCGGAGGAAAAAGGUUCACAUAUGGCAGAAAAUAAUAAUGUCAUUCGAAGUGAGAAAGAACAGUUAAACUCAACUGAAAUUACAUUUUCCCAUCAAACACAACUUCAUUCUCUUUAA